UUCAGCCGAUGGGUACCUAUGUAGAUACUUAUCUAAAAGUGUGACACUCCAAACUCGAAACUCUGAAAUCUGAGAGCUCGUACUUUAGAUCUCAGCUUUAGCUGUACGUUUGAAAUUCGAAUCGUCGACUAAGAUAUAUUUAUACGAAGCACAAAUAGAUACAGAAAAUUCCCAAUACUGUGAUAACAAAUUGCCAUUUGCCAAGUCAAGUAUAUAUUCAGAGCUGUAAAGAAGAACGAGGUAUUUACAUAUUCGUCAACAAGUUGGUGGUGUGAUUACAAGUUUUUGAUUGAAUUUUUUUAUCUACAGGAGAAAAUGAGCAUGUCAUCGCGUAUCAACGAAAUUAAACUAGAUCUCGAAGAUCUCAAUUCCUUGCUGGAAAACGCCACACGUCAAAAGUCUAAGGAUUUGAUUUCCCUUGAAAUAAGAAGAUUGCAGUCAGAAUUAAUCAAUGUACAGAACCCGGUAGAACUUCAGGAUGUAGAAAUGAAAUCUGCUAAAGGAGUCCCCACUGGGAAAAAAUGCUACGAUAUCAAAUUAAAUAAUUAUGCUUGGGAUCAAUCUGAUAACUUUGUCAAGUUGUAUGUCACCCUCAAUAAAGUAGAGUCCCUUCCAAAGGAAGCAGUGUAUUGCAAAUUUUCUGACAGAUCGAUGGAACUGCAUGUUACUGGCCUCGAGAAUAAAAAUUACAUCCUUCCCAUCAAUAAUUUAUGUGAAGCCAUUGAUACAGAAAAAAGUUAUACCAAAGUCAAGACAGAUAUGAUUUAUGUAUACUUAGCCAAGAAGACUAAAAAAACUUGGUCUCACAUAACAACUGUUGAAAAAAUGUUGAAGGAAGCCAAAUCUAACAUGUUUAAGGAUGACACGGACAACCUCAGCGCCGAUCCGAAUGCUGGUAUUAUGAAUAUAAUGAAGAAAAUGUAUCAGGAAGGAGAUGAUGAAAUGAAAAAGACAAUUGCCAAGGCUUGGACAGAGAGUCAAGAGAAAAAAGGAAUGGGAUCAGACUUGCCAGGUUUUUAAAAACAUUUGAUAUUAGAAGUAUUAAACAUGUUAAUGUAUGCUACUUGACAGUAGAAAUAAACACAUGUGACUGAUUAUAAGGUAUAUGUACAAGUUCACAAUUAAAUGUGGAAUUUUUUUUAA
Messenger RNA from Copidosoma floridanum, 1143 nucleotides. RefSeq names its product calcyclin-binding protein. Gene Ontology annotation, molecular function: tubulin binding; S100 protein binding; ubiquitin protein ligase binding. Gene Ontology annotation, biological process: heart development. Gene Ontology annotation, cellular component: nucleus. The record is from RefSeq and is a predicted model, not a curated record. NCBI's taxonomy places the organism in Eukaryota, Metazoa, Arthropoda, Insecta, Hymenoptera, Encyrtidae.